Molecule: messenger RNA, 8233 nt
Organism: Pelobates cultripes (western spadefoot toad)
Lineage: Eukaryota; Metazoa; Chordata; Amphibia; Anura; Pelobatidae
Source: the annotation of a GenBank genome assembly
AUGUUGGCUUAUGUCCCUGCAAGAAGUUGCCAUGUCCAACUUACAAAUGAGUCUGGAAAAUUUUCUCCUCCAGUGUUUUAUGGAAAUAUGGAUACCUAUCUCUGGUGCAACUGGACUAUUUUGGCUGGUCCAGGGAAGCACAUUAUAAUUUAUAUUAAUGGCUUCCAAACAAACUUAAACUGUGAUGAGAACCAGGAUGAAAUAAUAUUUGAAGGUGUUUCUUCCACUGUCGAAAACAGUGUGGUAUAUGCUUGUUGGAAUAAAUAUACCCAUGUAUAUGCUACAGAAGCUGUAGCCGUCCAUAUUGUGUUUCUGUGGCGCAGUUUUUCACAUAUUUCUUCCAGCAAAUACUUUGAAGGAAAAUAUUAUGUUUUCGAGGACCCUGACCAUAGAAAUACCACAAGCCACCAUCAUUGUGUACUAGAACCUAUAAUGCAAAGUACACUCGCCAUCGAAAGUACAUCAAAGCCGAGGUCUGAACCAUCUAUACCUACAGUUUUGGAUAUGACGACAUAUGAACAGAACAGCACAGCAAUUCUCCCUAAAAAUGGGAAACAAAUGUCAUGGUUUCCAACAGAUAAAGCCUCUUUGACUCUAAACCAAAAGGAUCAAACAUUUCUUCCACACACUUUAGAUGUGACAAGAGCAGAAGAUCGUCUUUAUUCCUCCUUGCACUCUGCAGAAGAAAGCUCACCUAACACUAAUGAAGAAGAUGUUACAGGAGUCCUAAGUUAUGGAGAACACCAUACCAUGGCUGAAACCCCCCUACAGCAUUUUACAAACCCAAUUACAGGAUACAUUGUUAUUCCAAGUACCACAGAUAUGGCAGCAUUAGAAAGAUUUCCCUACCCUACAAAGGAUCCAGCAGAAGGCUACAACAAUACAUAUUCUACCUCAAAUAUAGAAGAAGUAGCUGUAAUUAGCAGUUUUGCAGAAUUGCAAAAUUCCUUAUUUGAGAACAUUGUGCCAUCCUUUACACUGCAGACAAUGGAUGCUUCAUAUAUUCCAGACAUCUCGAUUCUGACAUCAAAUGACGCUUCUCUUCAUUUUUUCAUUCACCCAACAGAAGAUAGCACAACUACCACAAUUGGAGAAGAACAUGGAGCAGUACACAAUAAUGGAGACCAUCUCUUAUUGGAAACAUCUUUAACGUCCUACACUUUGCAUCUUCCAGAUUUAACAUCUGUGCGAGACACCCUAGUCCUGAAAACAGAAGCGGUUUCUCUGCGUUAUUCUAUGAGUCCCAUAAAUAGCAGCAUCUCAGGGAUCAAAUCAGACCAGUUUUUAGGAAACCUUGAUUAUGGAGAACAUUUUCUAGUGGAGGGUAUUUUACCUUCCAUUACACUGAAAGACCUAGCUUCAAGCCGCAGUGCAGAAGAAAUUCUAGAAUUCACACAUAAUGGUGAACAGGCAUCAAGUGGAACCAGUUCAACCCCCCUUACAACGUACAUAGAGGAAGAAAUUUCAAAUCCAGUCACCACUGAAAGUGAUUUGGUUACAGAUAACGUGGAAAGUAGCUUAACCCCAGCAUUCCUGUCAGACGAUGAUAUUGUUAAAUAUAUGCGUGGAUUACCAUUCAACUAUGUUGAAGAAGAUAAUGAAAUACUAGAUGAUUAUAUGGAAAUCUUGACCCCACCAGAUCUAUUAUCAAAUAAAACUGACCAAAAGGAUGCAACUCCCAAAUCUAUUUUGGGAACACAAAAGACUGAGCUACCAACAUCUCAAGAGUUUACAGCCAAUUCAAAAUUUUUGAAUAUGAAAAAGACUGUGUUUGGACCCAACCAUUCUCUACUGACUAAAGAAUUGUCAAAAACUCCCAUCUUAGAUGCUGUGGAACCGUCUUUUAUUGCACCAUUCAUAUUCCGCACCAAAGACAUUUUAGCAUCAAUUCCUUUUGAUAUUAUGGAAGAAGGCAAAAUAUUAAAGAAGUCUCUUGAUACUCAUGCCACAUACCCUUUGUUAGACCGAAAUCAAAUUUUAGGAAUUUUCCCUUCUAAUGUACCUUCUCCUGCUGUUCAUGUUUUUAACACAAUGGACACAAAAGAUAUUGAUCCAAUGCAAAAAGUCAAUAUGAUUAUUUCAGAUAAAGUUUUAGAUGAAGCCGAGCAAGUCAACCCCUCUCAGAUAGACACACAACCAAGAGACGGCAGAUACAACUUUUUGGACAGUUCGAUAUCUACCUCCAGAGUGAUCAUCGAAGAGCAGGAAAGAAGCACUUACUCCUAUCGAUCAUCUGAUUCCAAUCAAUUCAUACUUGAAGCAGAACAGCCUAGUAGUUGUUUUUGUCUUUAUUUUUUCCCAUUUGUAUUGUCCUGGGCAUAAAUCGCUUUGAGCAAAGUACUGAGAAAUCUGCUACGUUCUUAGCUUAGAUAUCAAUGUUAUAAGUCAUUAUCUGUUGAUAAUCAUCUCAUGGGGAGGCUUUUGUGUUCUACAGUCUGAAUAAAAAAAAUAUAUAUUUUUAUUUUUUUAUGGAUUAUAUUUCAUUGUAUUACAUAGAGACAGGUUAAAAAAUGAGAAGUAUAUGAUUAGUUCAAUAACAUUCUUAUACUUGCUGUAUAGUAACCAAUCUUGCAACCUGUCAAAUCAUGGCUACAAAUAAAUGUACUUCUUUUCUACUUAGAUAAGGAGGAAACAACCACAUACACUGAAAAUAAAAUAGACUUGGGUAUUCCACAUCCUCCUGGAGGUAAAUUUAUGUUUUUAAUUAUUAUUAUUAUUAUUUUCUUUCUUUCUUUUUUGUUGUUGUUGUUGUUGAAUUUGUGACCACAAUGAAGAUAACACAGUAGAGGAAUCCCAUGGACUGUAAGGAAGGGGAAACAUGACUGCUGCCCCAGGGCCAUCUUUAACGUGGGGCAAAGGGCCUAGUUACUAUUGUGGGAACCAAAGCAGCUGCCCCAUGGGCCCCGCUGCCCUAAACAAUUUUUUUUUUCCCCAAUGGGGCCACCGGCCCGCACAUUAAGGAGGUCACCGGUUGGGUAUUUGUAAGCAGGGGCCCGGUCACACGCUGUAACAAAAAAAGGGGAGUAGGGGGCACACACGGAACAUGCAUUUCACACUGGUGCUGCUACACACUAUGGCCAUAUGUUGAAACUGAAUCCCCAUAUUUGUUUGCUAAGAAAGGUGAUUUUAAGUAGACUUGUAAAAUUUUAAAUGUAUUUUUGUGUGUGCGCUGUCUUAACUUACAGUUAAAUAAUGAAUAUAGACUUAAUUUGCAGUCUCUCUCGCUUUAAUUUGAGGGUAUUCACGUUUAAUUUAAGACCAGGAAAUAAGGGGACUGUGUGUGAAAAUGGUUGAAAUUCCUAAAUGUUUCAUACAAUAUUUUUCUUCAACCCCUUGAAUUAAAGCUGAAAGUCUGCGCUUCAACUGCAUCUCAGUUGUUUAAUUUCAAAUCCAUUGUGGUGGCGUACAGAGCCAAAAUUGUGAAAAUUAUGUCGGUAUCCAAAUAUUUCCAGAUCUAUCUGUAAUAUAAUCAGACGUAUGUAGAUUUUAUUAAAAAUGUCAAAUAUUUUCUCCUUGCUUCAAAAAAAGUCAUUUUUCUUCUUGAGUUAUGGUAAAUAUUUGAAAGCAGACGAUUUUGCUGUAACUUCAUCCAGACUCUAGGAUGGUCUCUCAGCUCUGAUGUGUGGCAUAAAAAAGCCCACAUGUGUGAUUCUAGUAUGUUUUAAUAUUAGCGUGCAAGCCAGGGUGUUUAUAUGCAUUAUGAAUAGUAUUUAUUUAAUUAUUUUAUAAUAAUUCAUAUUUUAUGUGUAAAUUCUACUGUGAGUCGUCAAUAUUUAAACAAGGUGAGUCACUUCUCACUCACAAAACCAAACAAACUGAAAUUGUGUUUUGUACAAUCACUGACAAAUGAAGUUUUCCUUCCCACCAAUCAUAGCCAUGACUUGGCAGAUAGCAGACCAGAUCUCUGGGGAAAAAUAGUGAGUAAACCUUGGAUAAUUAUAGAUGAUUUAUUAAACCAGCCAACAAGAAAAUAUCCAUUAAAUUGAAUAAUGCAGUAUUCGCAUUUAUAGAUGCAUCAUUAAUAAUAUCGGCCGGAAAAUGUCCAAUGAGAAUAGCUGUAAUGUUAGCAUCAAUACCUUUAAAAUAAACUGCAGCAAAAUAAAAUACGGAGUUUAUGAAAAUAGGUGAAAGUUAAGAUCACGUUCUGUUAAAAAAAAAUAUAUAUAUAUUUUCAAACAUUUAAUUAUUUUUCUUUUUUUCCUCUCAUUUUAAACAGAUCGUCUUUUUGCAAUUUCUGUUGAAUUGGAACACAAAGGAAUACUUUCGGAUGAACUAGAAUCUAAGAUUAUUGAAUCCACUACUCAGAAAGUAAGAGAAGAAAUGUACUUAUUUCCUUCCCAAUACAUAUUUAAUUAGUACAUGAGUCAAUAACGUGAGUCAUUUCUUCUUUCUCUUUAAAGAUUCAAGAGAAGAUGGUCUACCUCCCAAUUACAGACAGCUCACUGUUGUUAAAGAAACUAAAGAGGCAAGUUACUAAUAUAUGUAGUAUGUGAUUUAUUUAUUUUUUUAAAUCUCUCAAAGGAAAUCUUUGUGUGUAUUUUGGUAGAUAUUACCUUAAACUAGACAUUGUUUUGAUUGUUUGGUUUCUUGUAAUAUAUAUGUUUUAGCACUCAAUUUAUUUAACUGUCUAACUGUUAAACUACUAGAAAUUAGUCGGUCAUUAGUGGCCAUUAAGAACCAUCGAAUUACUAAUAUACACAACUUAACAUAUCUCAUUUAAAAGGCCAAACUGGAGGAUAAUAUAUAUUAAAAAAAAUGUAUUCAAUACUAUAAAAAAAAAAUAUUAAUUAAUAAAUGUGUAUAUAUAACAGGAAUAUAUGUUAUUUUGGGCAGUCACAUAAUUACUACAAUUCAAUGAAAUGCACAUUGAAAGUAAAUAAAUUCAGUGUUUACCUUUAUAGGAACCUGCUAGUAAACAUAUGAAUGACCCCGUGCAUUAACGAUUAUGGACUAUAGAGAUGUUUCACAGCAGGCCAAUAUAGAGGUAAAUACUGAGUUUAUUAAAAGGACAUGCCAGUCUGGAAUUGAACCAUUAUUUUUUUGUAUGUAUUGUAUAGAUCAGAAGUAGGCAACCUUUGGCACUCCAGAUGUCCCAUUAUUUAAUGUGGCUCAUACGAUGGUAUCCGUGCCUAAUUCCUCUGUCUAUAUAUUUACAGGCCUGAAGAGAACCGUGUAACAUUGAUAUACUGGUUGUAUUUAAAAAAUAGAGGGAGAGGAAGUGACAUUGCCAACCUUCUAGAAAUCCAAUUAAAUGAUCUUACAAACACUUCCUUGGGGGCACUGAAUGGAACACUGUUAUCGUUUUCUGUUGAAGGUAAAUAUUUUUACUUCCCAUGAUCCUUUGCACACCUAAGUGAAAAUGUAUUUUUAUUUACAAAGUACAUUAAGUAGGGUUCACGUUUAGUGAGUAACCAGUGAAAAUACUUAUACAAAUAUACAUACACGUGAAGUGUGAAUUUUGGAGAAAUAUAUUUUUUUUCCAAAUUGACUAUUUUGGCCUAAAAUUUGAAAUUCUCUUUGAAAUCAUUUUAGUAAUCCUAUAAGUAUUGCCACGUGAAGUAUUAUGGGUGAAUACAUUUUAAGAUAUGGGAUGAUAUCUAGAUUCCUAUAUUCAAAUACAAUCACAGCAUUACUAGAAUACACCAAGUACCAUAACCACUGCAGCCCAAUUUUGUGGCCCAAUUUAACCUUAUGGAUCCUAUUGUUUUGUUUUGCAUGUGAAUAAAGUCCAAUCAGCACCCUUAAAUUGUUCUUUUACCUUCUUUAAAGAUGUGAAUGAAUGCCAUACUGGAAUCCAGCAAUGCGAUGUCCACGCUUAUUGUCUAGAUGAGUUUGGUACAUAUUCCUGUCAGUGUAUGAAUGGGUAUAAGGACCAAUCUCCUGCAUCCCCAGGGACUGUGUGUAUCUCGGCACAGCUCACAGGUACUCCCACUUAUUUAGAAUGAAGCACUUUUUUGUUCACUCUGACUAUGAUAUAAUGAUGUCACUCAUGCUGAUUGAGUUAGUAAAGAUGCUUUCACUGCAGUUACAAUCCAAUCACUUCCAUCUUGUUCCAUACUCGAAUUCUAAUACAAGUGUUACACAUUUCACACUAACAUGCACUUACAGGAUUAUUCACUAAAGUGAGAAUUGCUAGGAAUUCAAAGUGAAUUUCAAAUUGAGAGCUAAACUAACCAAACUAAAAAAAAAUCUAAGUCUGCUAAGCUUCCAGUCUGACUUCUUUUGGCCUUCAAUGGAUGCUAUAGUGCAAGGAAUACAAAGCUGUAUUCCUGGCACUAGAGGUCCCUCGCGCCCCCUGCCACGGUGAAUAAAGGGUUAAAAACACUUUAUUUCCUUACCCGAUCCCAGCACUGAUGUCCAUAGGUGCAGGGUUACGGCUCUGCCCCCUCGGACGUACCUUGACGAGCAGGCGCUAAUGCACAUGUGUGGCGAGUGCCGUGCUGGCAUUAAGCCUCCCCAUGGGAAAGCCUUGAAUCAAUGCUUUCCUAUGGGGAAAUAGCUGAUGCUGGACGUCUUCAUGCAGAGUGUGAGGAUGUCCAGCGUCAGUGGACCAAAAGUCUGUUAACAUCCAGGAGUUGAGAUAGUCUGGGUGCCUAUAUUGUCCCUUUAAAUUCACUUGAAAUUCACUUUGGAUUUCUAACAAUUCCUACUACAGUUAAAGUCUUUUGUGAAAUAUAGUGAUGCAAAACUUAUAUAAAUGACCAAUUGGCCAGUCCAGGCCUGAAAUAGGCCCUCUACAGCAAACGUUUGACACCUCGGAACUAGAUGUUCAUACACCUGCACUGGAUAGUAUACUCUGAACAAGUGAAAGAUUAGCAGUGUAUUGCCAUGAAAGUACUUUGCAAAAAUACAAAUACAUAUGUUUCAUAGUGACCUGGUCCCCAUGUCUGAAAAUGGUACCUGCUGUCAACUCAACAACAAAAACAUUUUUCGUACAUUUCCUUUUACAAUGUUGCAAUAGGAAAGUUACAGAAUAGGGACACAGACACGUAGAAAUUGGACAUAACAGGGCAAUAUUUCCCAGCGAUGCCAAGACAAUUGAAUUGCAAGUAAAGAAGGGUUCAUACAUUAUCAUGUAAACACAUUGGAUUCAACGGAUGCUCUGUCUGAAGGAUUUCACACCCUGACCAUAUUUAUCUAGAAUUAAGCAUCAAAUAAUGUGGUUCAAUUUUGGGAUAUCUAGGGGUCACUUGUGCAAUUGUAUUUAUGAAAUUAUAUAGUACCAAGCAAAGCAUACAUUUUUCUUAAUGCUGGUUAAGAUUGACUAGGGGGUAGGAAACCUUUGGCACUCCAGAUACUGUGGGCUAAAUAUAAUGCUCUUACAGCCAUAAUGAUGGCAAAGCAAUAGGGGCGAUGUACUCCACAAAAUCAGGAGUGCUCAAGGCUGCCUAACGCUGACCUAGACUAAUCUGUUUAAAAACACUCUUUUUAAUAAGUAGAACAUAAAAAUAUUUCAAUUAAACUAAAUCUUGAAAAAACAUAUGAUUUGGACACAGAGAUUCAUUCACUAGACAUGAACUUGUAGCUAAUUGGAAUCUGAAUUGCAUUAUUUAGACCAAAAUAACUGAUCUGGAAAAAAAUAUAUCUCUGCUAUAGUCACAGAUUUGGCAAAUUUUAGCCCCAGUUUGUCAUUCAGGUUUUAUCUCGAUACAUUUGGAGUUUAGUGAAUAACCCUAACGUUCCUUAAUAAGUUAUUCUAUCUAUUUGUUUUUUAUGUUUUAAAAUAUAUAUUAUGUUUUAUUGCAGGCUUUCAUAUCUUGUACGAUAACCUAGAGAUCCUGAUCGGGUCUAUUCUGGCCGUCGUAGCUAUUUUGUUGGUCACUGUGAUUGUGUUAUGUGUGCUGCUAAAAGCAAAACACAUCAAGGGAAACUUUAACCUCCAAGACUGCACCAUGGCUCCAUCAAGUUCCCAUCAGAAAUCCUCACUCCCCCAGCAGAGUGAUUCUAGCUUGAACCUAUCAAAACCCACAGGCUGCCUUCCAUCUCGACAUUCAGCCGAGCACGGUCCUACACUGGAGGCAUCCAGCAUGCUCGAACUGACGAGGAUCUCUGUCGAGCAAACUGCGUGUUAAUAGUGGCAAAACUGUUAUCGCAAUAUCUAUCAACAAAUGAUAUGGUCUAUACAAAACACUGGUGAAAGCAAGUAUUUAAUAAAAUAUGUAUGAUAUAAUAUGCACCAUGACAGUAUGGCACAGAAUAUGAAUAAAACCUAAAUAUGUAAAUAAAAUCCCAC